AUGUGCGUGAUGCGUCCGAUCCUGGUGGUUAUGCUCUUCCUAUCCGGGAUCGAGCACUCAUUUGGAUCCGAAGAUGUAGUGCAUCACUCCGCUCAUAGAAUACGCAACCACAGAGCUAGCAGACGACACCGGGCAGUUAAUGAUGGCGAGCUGCAUUUUGAACCGGAGCCGUAUAGCAAGAAUCUGGAAUUGAAUACUUCUGGGAAAAUACAUUGUAAGGUUGCUGGCGGCGUUGCUCCAACAGUACAAUGGUUUUUGAACGACGAGGACCCACUACCAGAGGGCGUGACCUCCGCGAAUGGCACGCUGAUGGUAGCGGACGCGGAGAGGCGUCACUCCGGACAAUACACCUGCAAGGCGGUCGAUGGAGACCGAUCCAUUACUGCUAAGAUCAAUCUUGAUGUUGUUGUGGCGCCCCGAGUAGUAGAGCCGUCCCCCGGACAACAGAUGCACGUCACAGUCGGUCAGACCGUCGUCCUCCACUGCGUGGCCACCGGGGACCCGCCCCCCACCACGCACUGGGAUGGGAGAAACCUUGAUAAAUUGGGGAAACAACGUGAGUCCCUCCUUCUUUUUUGA
Molecule: messenger RNA, 579 nt
Organism: Spodoptera littoralis (African cotton leafworm)
Lineage: Eukaryota; Metazoa; Arthropoda; Insecta; Lepidoptera; Noctuidae
Source: the annotation of a GenBank genome assembly